UGUGUGUGUGUGUGUGUGUGUGUGUGUGUGUGUUACAGUCUCUUAAAGGAAACUCAGCGCUUCGCUCCAACUUCCUCAUCGUAGCCAUGAUUCCUGCUCUGCACUGACAAAUAUGGAGUCUAAAGUCUGUAACAUUCCCUCGCUUCUGAGUUUUAUCUUGAUUUUACUGCGCCACUGCGCUCGCGCUCAGGCUAAUGGCGAUUGCCCAGCUGAUGGACGGACAUGGGUGCCCUUUGGCCAGAGCUGCUAUCACUUUGUCCAUGGAGAAGAGGACGUUGCCAAAAGCUACACCAUAGAGAAAGCUAAAGAUAUGUGCCAAGGCUUUGCCCUUUUGACGGUGCGCAAUGCUGAAGUUAACGACUUCAUUGUUCAGUACAGCCCUAAGGUGUGGAAAGACAAUGUGAACAUCUGGCUAGGAUUAUAUUAUGACAGUGACGAUGAUCAGUUUAAAUGGAGCGAUGACUCUGUUGUGAGCUUUAAGAAUUGGGUGGAAGGGGGCUCAGCUGAUUGGGACAUACCCGUAAUGGACAAAUGUGUGGCACUGCACUCCACCACUGGCAAGUGGGAGAACAUCAGCUGCUCUGAGAAACGUGAGAAUGGAGUGGUGUGUGAAGCAGCCCAGAAGCCUGUUGUAAUCAGGAAGAAGAAUGGCAGUCCUCUCCUCUCGGCACUAGUCAUUCUGAGCGUGAUUGUUAUUCUUGGAGUGUCUGCAGUUAUAUGGUUUUUCCACCAAAGGAACAGCUCUGGCUCAUCGUUGCUUCCCUCCUUCGAGUACCAUCCUCCUUUUAGAUCACCCUCAGCUGAUCAGACAUGCUUAGUGGAAGCUGAAGAGCUCGCGGAAACUUCCUAAAGCCCUGAGUCUUGGGCCUUAAUGAUUGGGCCAUUGUGUUUUCAGUUACACCCCAUUAGAAAUAAAGUGACACUACGGAAGACUAGUUACAUACUACACGAUCAGCUGUUCUCUUUGUAUAUGCCAGUUAACUAAAGUGAAUGUGCAGUUAGUGAAUAGCUCUGGGUCCAUUUGAGUGAUCCAUUGUUUGUCUGCUGUGGUUAAUGUAUCACAGAAAGCAGAGGAGUGAAGUCAUUUGGUUGCUAAAUUUUGAACUCAAAUAUUUGUGACUAUUUGGGAAACAGGAGUGAUUUUCCAUCUAGAUGUUACAUAAAUAAUGACAGCACCUUCCCGAAUCUUUUUGAUUACAAGUGUCCUAAUUGUCCAUGUAUUUGUAAAGCUAUUUUGUUGAAGUCAAAUUUAUAUUGUUCUUGAUCAUUGCACUUUCUGGAUGCCUCCUUUUCACAAUACAGUGUGCCAGUAUUUUAGACUUUUGAUGCUAUUCUUUACAAACAGAGCAAAGAAUGGCCUGGAGCUUUCAAGUAUAUUUUUAACAUGUUGAGCUUCAGUAGCCCUGAGUUUUGGAGAUGCUCUGUUUUUGUACAAAAUAUCUGUCUGAUUUGAUGAAGGGAUUUCUUUUAUUUUCUUGUUUUUUUUUUCCCCCUGUGCAAUUUGUAUGCUGCAUUUGUAAUAUUAGCAAUGUGAUGUAAUUAACAUCUAAAAGUGAAUUUCCUUCCUUAGGAAGGAAUUUGAAUGAAGUAAUCAGCACAGCAAAAAUACAAGUCUUUAUAGUGUAAUGAGCAUUAUUGUCACUGUUGUAUUCAGGAUUGCACUUUGAUUGCACUUUCAUUACACUGAAAGUGCGCAGGGCCCUAUUAUUUUCUUAAGGAUUAUUAUAAUUAUUAUUAUUACAUUUUUUUUUUCCUGUAAGGUUUCGGGGGCUUUUGGGGCGCUUAACAUGCUCAAAAAUCAAAAAUUCGGCACACACGUCAGAGUCGUCGGCCAUUAGGGCCGGGCAAAGGGUAACACAUGGGUGUGUAUGCACGCUACAUAAACUUGGUGUAUAUAUCGUACAUACUUGUACGUAUAUGUACGAAACUGAGUACAUACAUUGUUCUCAUUGACCCAAACAACUUUCGCACUGACAAUCAUUAGCUCUGCCCAACAGGAAGUCGGCCAUUUUGUUAAAAGUGCAUGCGGUGAACUUUUAAAUACUCCUCCAAGGGGAUUCACGUGAUUGUCACCAAACGUGGUCAACAUUAUGCCAAGACAUUGAAGAUGCUAAAUUGCGAACGGAGUGUGAGUAUCUCGAAUUGUCUGAUUUAGAUCAAAUUGGUGUUGUAUGUUUGUUCAUGGGGGCUAAGUUUCACCCCCUUAAAUACACGUGCCCAUUACACAUUAUUUCACUACAAUUAAUUAAUGGCUAAUAAGGAUAACAUAUAUCUCUUAUCUUCUUCAUGCAUUAUAUCACCAAAUAUGUUUGGACAUGGAAGUUGUUGUAAAGCCUUAGACCUGAGCUUAACGUAACACAUCAGUGUAAAACAAAUUACUCUACAGCAUUCGCUUCACUAUGCAUUGUUUUCACACACCCACUGGGUGGCGAUGGCACCGUAGUGCUUGGGCCCGUCAUCGCUGCUUGCAGCUAUAUUUUGAGAUUAUUAUUCAUUUAAGAUGGAAGGAUUAAAAACUCAUGAGCCUUGUUCUGGUAGAUUUAAUGCCUGUAUCUAAGACAGUGGUAUUAUACUUUUUCGUAUGUGUGCACCCUACUUUGUUAGCCUUUCACUGCAGUCCUGUUGAUUACCAGCAUUGAAGGUCACUUAAAACUUAAUGUUGGAGAUGUUUAAUAAAAAUCAGAAUUUA
Molecule: messenger RNA, 2689 nt
Organism: Pangasianodon hypophthalmus (striped catfish)
Lineage: Eukaryota; Metazoa; Chordata; Actinopteri; Siluriformes; Pangasiidae
Gene: cd302
Product: CD302 molecule
Exons: 6
Coding region: 113-850 (245 amino acids)
Molecular function (GO): signaling receptor activity
Source: RefSeq, a predicted model, not a curated record